Spodoptera frugiperda (fall armyworm) is the source of this 3602-nucleotide messenger RNA. RefSeq names its product dynein axonemal intermediate chain 3-like (gene mmm). The record is from RefSeq and is a predicted model, not a curated record. Lineage: Eukaryota; Metazoa; Arthropoda; Insecta; Lepidoptera; Noctuidae. Gene Ontology annotation, molecular function: dynein heavy chain binding; dynein light chain binding. The transcript has 2 exons. Bases 7 to 3504 code for a protein of 1165 amino acids. Gene Ontology annotation, biological process: cilium movement involved in cell motility; inner dynein arm assembly. Gene Ontology annotation, cellular component: inner dynein arm.
AACAAAAUGUUCGGAGAAUCAGAAGACUCCAGUGAUGAGGAAGUACCACCAGAGCCGAAACGUAGUUCUUCAUCGGAAGGUGGCUAUGAGGAAGAUGACGAUGACAACAUAUCUGAGGUGGAAGAAGUUAAAAAGGUACCAGCACCAGCACCGACUGAAGAGGAAAAGCAAGCAGAAACCUUGGUACAAGCUGUUCAGACUGAAGAAGCAAAAAUGUCGACGGGUGCGGUCGGGCCUCAACCGCGUCGAAAGAGAUUCAUUCCUAAAUAUAAUGUUGAAGGCGUGCACGUAUUAACUAUUGGUGAAGACACACAAACUCAAAUAGAAAUGGUAGUUGGAGUCCAAGUUUAUGCACAAUAUCCUUGGAAAACUGUACAAAAAUCUAAACUAAUAGAAUCGAUUGAAAUAGGGGGAGAACUGUCAGAGUUUUUUCCGUUACGUAAAGAAAUUGAGGAAUAUCCCGAAGCCGAAAUAUUAAUGGGGUAUAUAGUAGAUGAAUCAAGUAACACUGAUGACUUCUACAUAUGCUGUACAAUAGAAGCCAGAGAUCAUUGCAAGCAACAAUCAGACAGAUUUAUCCGACGGCAAGAAAAGAAAUUAGAGAAAGCAAUACAAAAAAAACCAAGACCUUGGGUGAGUUUGGGCAGUGAAAUUGAAAUAACAGAACUAGAACCAAUUAAUUCGAGAACUUUAAUGGAAAUCGAGAUAAAAGCUAAGUUUCCCACUGAAUAUGAACCUAUAAAGUUCACCGUGAGGGACACUGAGGCCGUUAGAGAUGGUAUCAUUGAGUUAACAGCCUACAGACAAAGGUUUAAUAAUGUUACCCGUCGAAGAAUAGAUUGCGCAUGUCAAAUUAGACCAGUAUCCGUUAGCCAAGUUGCUCAGACCUACCUAAAAUUUCCGCAAAAUAAAUGGACUCAAUCCAUCGCAGAUGCUAUGGGUCGAAUUGGAGAUGAAGGUGGCGAUGGUGAUCGGGAAAGAGACGAUGAUGACAGUUCAGAUGAAGAAUAUACCAGUAAAAAACACCCUAUUGAUGAAGUAGGAUUGCGUUCCUAUAGGGCUGCAGCUGCCCGUAUGCGUCGACCUUCUUAUCAAAAAUUGAUUAAUAAGUUUAUGACAUCACGAGUAGCUGAAAUGGAGUCGAUAAUAGAGCUAAACGCUGUAAUGGAUAUGUAUUACAACGACUAUCCAAAUCUUGUAACUCAGAAACAUAUUGAUACGCUUGGUACCAUGGCUUUUGAAGAGUAUGUUUGUUUCACUGAUGUCAGAGCUAAAUUUAAGUAUGUAUCUUGUGCUGAAUUUCAUCCAAUGUGGUCUGGUAUUGUUGCAAUUUCGUACUCGGAUGUUUCCCCAACAGUCAUGCGAACGCAUACAUUUACACGUAAUGAUCCAAUUCAAAGAGCAGUCUAUGGUUUAAAUCCUGUAUUAAUAUGGAGUCAUAUAGAUAGUUUACGAUCAAAACUAUAUUUAGAGUCACCGCGUGAGGUUACAACUUUAUCAUUUUGUCCUUUCAAUGAAAAUGUUCUAAUUGGUGGUUUGAUAAAUGGACAAGUUGUUAUAUGGGAUCUAACAAAAAAGCUGGAAAACGUUGAAAAAAUUGAAGUAUUAAGCGAAACUAGGGAAAAGUAUCGAAUAGCUAUGAAUUCACAAAUGGGGUGGAUGAAGUCUAUUCAAGAUCGAGCUGUAGUGAAUGCUACAGCUUGUAGCAGUCUAUUAAAUUGUCAUGAAGCAGCUGUUUCUGCAAUCAAAUGGGUACCACCAACUUUUGUAAUAACGCCUACCGGUAAAACUGUUCGCUUACCAGAAAAUAAAUAUUCGCUUCAGUUUAUAACUACAUCGGUAGACGGGAAAAUUUUAGUAUGGAAUAUUUCAGUUGGCGACAUGGCAUUUGUGGAGGGCAAAAAAGUUAAGAAAUCCAAAAGAAUAGCACGUCGGCCUUCGGGUUUACUUGUAGACGUUUCACCUUUUCAGGUAUUGGAUCGUAUUUUACAGCCAUGCUACAAAAUUGUGUUAGGUAUAGCAGGUCAACCCUGGGCUUACUCAAUACAGAGUUUCGGAAUAUCUGCUCCUAACGUGAAAUAUAUUUACACUCCGAAAAAUAAUGGUACUGGAAGAAAGUACUUCACUUGUGAAGUCGACAAAGAAACCAGAGAGACAAUGAAUUCAAUAUUUUAUUUUGGCACAAAACACGGCGAGUUAACACGUGCAACUUGGGAAGGACAUGAGUUCAACACUGGUGAAGUAGUUAAUUCUGAGUUUGCUGACAUAAAAUAUCGCUGUAAUUUGCAUGACGGUGCUAUAGUUGUUACUAGUAAGAAUCCUAUAAUGGAUUCUGUAACUCUAACUGUGGGGGGAAAAAUAUUUGCAAUCUGGUCUGAUUAUCUACAAGGCCGACCAAUAAUUUGGAAAAAACGUCCAUAUCGUUUGACAGAUGGAGUGUGGUCGCAGUAUAAACCGAGUAUAAUUUUUAUUUGUAAUUCAGAAGGAGAUCUUGAAACCUGGGAUUUAUUAAUAAAAAGUGAUAAACCCAUUUCUGUACAAACACUCGCUGGGUCGAUGCUUACCAAGGUUAGUUUACACACCUUGCCUUUGGUUAAGAACAUCAUCGGUGUGAGUGACGUAAAUGGGUCUUUCAGAAUGUUUCUUAAUCCUCCGGUAUUUAUGCUAUCGAAAGCUAAUUAUACACCGCGUAUGGAGGCUAUGGUAGAGAGAGAACUAAAAGUUAUGAAAUCUUUUAUAGAAUGGCAAAAAAAUUUUAUGCAAAAAAAUCCACAUAUUUUAUUAGAAAUAAAAAGAAAGGAAGGUGCACUGCUGGCUGAAAAGGAAGAAGAAAAACGACGAAAAAGAGAAGAGUUAGAGAAAUUGCAGGAUGAGGAAGACGAAGCUAGGAGAUUGGAGAGAAUGAAAGUUUUAGGCCCAGAAGAGAGGUGGCAGAAAAUCAUACAAAAGUUAAUAGAAAGAACAAUUGCUGUUAAAAAAAGGAUCAACAGAGCACUAUUAAUAGAACACGAAAAACCGCUAAGAGAGUUAGAAGCACAGCGCUUAGAGAAAGAAAGAAGGAUGUUAGAAAUAAUGAAAAACCAAAAAACAAUUUUCAAUGACACGGUUGCCAUUCUUUUUCCCGAAGCAAUACAGAAACCAUUCAAACCAAAGAAAAGUUUGCUUUCCGACAAUAAAGAGGCACUAAAAAGGGAAUAUUUAGCUGAAUAUUAUUACAUUAGAGGGACUGCAAAAACGAUGGUAAGGAAAAACCCAUAUAAAGCAGAUUUUCGAUACGAAGCUACAGUUGCCGAGGGUAAAGAAAGAAGAGGUGCGUUGAAUGCUCAACAGAGUUAUGUAAAGAGGCAUUACUUUAGAAUUGAACACGAACAUCAACGACAUACAACGACGGUCCCUGUUAAAAAAAUUGCCAAAAUGAAAGAGAAAACAGAAGAAGAAGAAGAAGAAGCAGCAGCAGAAGAAAGAGAGGUAGAAGGACAAUUAGGUGGAGAACCAACUAAUUGAUUAGAAAAUCUUCAGUGCCUAGGAUCAUUCUUUUUCAUUCUAAUUAUUCAUUAUAACCUACAAUAUUUUUAUUAUUAUUUAAUUUAGUUGUAUAUUUU